AAUGUUGAGUGCUCAGCCAUCCCUAUAUCACAUACAUAUCAAAAACAGAACACAAAUCAAACCUAUUUAUAUCACAUUAUUCAAAUGCUUUCGAAUCAUUCUACACACCGAACAGCAGUAAUCAUCCUAUUUUCUAUUUAAAUUUCAAAUCAGGUUCAUCUUUCUUUCAGGAUGGUACUAACUGACAACGACUCAAAUAAAUCAUCUUUCCGUAAAUCUGAGGAGACUUUAUAUGCAACAAAUGAAGAGUCAUUUGUGAUAAACUGUGAUCAGAAAAUACAGAAAAAUUUCGUCAACAUUUCGAAAUAUGACAAACGUGUGAUUGUGUUCUCUAUCAUACUCAUUAUAAUUGCAAUAAUCAUCGUUAUAGCCCCACACUUCUUUGGGUCGUACGACUUGAAUCCGGUUGUUCACUUUAUAAUGACUAUGGUAUUUUGCGUGUUAGCCAUAGCCAGUGGAUAUCUUAUCGUAAUUUCUACAUAUUUCAGAGAAAAACUGAUUACUGCUUUAAUUACUCUUCUCAUUUAUGGAAUAUGUUGCUCUAUUUGUCUGUCCAUUUUCUUUACCAGUGCUACACUUGUGGAUGUUAUUCUGGGUUGGGUUGCAGCUGUUGUCAUAUGUGCAUGUGGAGUAUUUUUAGGGGCAAUGAUAAAGAAAGAUUUGAUUAAGAAAUUCGACGCCUUCCUGCAUUGCCAUGGGGGUACUAAUUGCUUUCAAAAAAGUCAUGGUAUGUGA
Trichobilharzia szidati is the source of this 735-nucleotide messenger RNA. The record is from the annotation of a GenBank genome assembly. Lineage: Eukaryota; Metazoa; Platyhelminthes; Trematoda; Strigeidida; Schistosomatidae.